CCACUUUAUUGGUAUGGUAACGAGAAUUCCCGCAUCCAGUUAGUUCAUCGCUCUCCACUGGGUGCCGAGUCCCAAGGCACAAAAUCGUCCAAAAUCAAUGCAGUUCUCGUGACUCAUCCACGUGGAAUGGAUCUACUGGAUAUAGCAUCUGGGAGACCGCUAGCUCGACUACCACUGGAAUGGAUACCCGGUUCCACGUAUGCGAACAUGCCCAGUGUCAACGAGUCUCGUAUGUUCACCGAUUCCCUGACCAAGCACACGCUUCAUCAAAUCCGGAUCAGCUCAGCCGUCAUUCCCACUAGUGUGUCCGGACGUGGUGUUCACAUUCGACAAGGCGGUCAGUCGACCAGUCCGGAAGAUGCCACUGAGCCAGACGACUCGAAACCGGACUUGUUCCACCCGAAUCCGAUCGCUUUUGGUCAGAGUGAUUUUUCACACCAGGUGGAUUGUCGUGGUAGACUGACCGCACUGGAAUCCGCUGGGCUGAUGGAACGGGAUUCGCUCAGACCGCUGGUAUCGAAUGGACACACGGUUCUCUAUACCGGGCUUUGUCGACCUGCCGGUUGGUGGGAAUACGCUCGCCUCGGCCGACCGGAUUGGUUGGAAGACGAAACUAAAUCAGUCCCACCACUGAUUAUCAAACACUCAGCACAUCCGGGGUUUCUUCGUGGUUUGUGGGACUCAGUGCGUCGCCAUGAUAUGUUGAAGUCACACAAUCGGCACAUGGACGAUCCCGAUCGGUACGAUUUGAUUUUCCUCACCUCAGAUGGCAGUUUGACUUCUGUAUCAAAUAGCGGUCGUGAGAAUUGGCAUGUAAGUUUUUUUUAA
Echinostoma caproni is the source of this 828-nucleotide messenger RNA. The record is from the annotation of a GenBank genome assembly. NCBI's taxonomy places the organism in Eukaryota, Metazoa, Platyhelminthes, Trematoda, Plagiorchiida, Echinostomatidae.